Messenger RNA from Spodoptera exigua (beet armyworm), 1864 nucleotides. NCBI's taxonomy places the organism in Eukaryota, Metazoa, Arthropoda, Insecta, Lepidoptera, Noctuidae. The record is from the annotation of a GenBank genome assembly.
GUCGACAGUGAGACCUGUGUUAUCGUAUCGAACGAGAUGCGAGCGACUCGUAUGCGCCGACGUCGCUCUCUCAUAUCGCGCUUAAUUUUACAACCUGACUAUUACUCAGGUUUUUGGAAACUACAGACGAAUAACUACGGAUUAAACGUAUAGUCGCCUUCGGGUGGCGGUGGUGUACAGUGAAGUGUGUGAUAUAAGCAGUGAGCCCGAGGACUUUUACUGACUCUCACUUUUCUGGGCCCGAGUGAACAUGAUUACGAGUACUGAAAACAUCAGCUGUGUCAACGAGCUCACCAGGUCCAAUAUACGUUUGACGGGCUUUCAAAAACAAAAGACAUGGAAGGAAAAACCUAAAAAAAUAAUUAAAUACGCUAAAAAUAUUUUAAGAGAGACGACGGUUGAACCAUGCUUGUUUAUUUACAUGUUGUGCACCGCUAUAUCAUCUUUAGCUGUCAUGAAUAUGCACCUGGAUAAGGCUUGCAGGGUAAAUUUAGAUUAUGGGACUGACAUUUGUGAUCGUAUCUCUAGAAGAAAUACUUCCGGCCUCGAUAAAGAAGAAAAAGAAAUUCAGUCGCUGGUAUCCGCAGUGGUAGCAUGGAAGUUCCCUCUUCAGACAGCGAUACCGGCAGCAAUGGUGCUCUUUGUAGGAGCGUGGAGUGAUAAGUAUAAAAAGAGGAAAAUAUGUAUUUUAUUUCCAUUUAUUGGAGAGAUUAUUUGCAAUAUUGGGCUAUUGUUCGCAACGUAUUUCUUCAAGGAAUUGUCGCUGACAGCGACCGCUUUGAUCGAAGCGUUGCCUGCGGCGUUUACUGGCGGCUACAUCAUCAUAUUUAUGGGAAUGUUCAGCUUUAUGGCCGAUAGAACUACGAUAGAAAAUAGAACAUUUCGCUUGGGACUCGUAACGAUAUGUGUGACGGCGGGAACUCCGACCGGGACAGCUUUAAGUGGUAUAUUAUUGCGUGCGAUGGGGUAUUAUGGUGUGUUCUCAUUAUUAUUGGUGUUGUACACUAUAUCAUUUGUAUAUGGUUUGUUCAGACUUGAAGAUAUAGUGCCUCCGGAUGAGGAGAAGACUUUUAAUGAUAUUGAGAAAAGUAAACGGAGGAAUUUGUUGAAGGAAGUGCUAGAACUUGUUGGAAAUACUGUGAUGGUAGCUGUGAGGCCUCGUGCUUUAGGAGGCAGGGCGCAAAUAUUUUGUGUGUUAUUAUUAUACCUGCUUAUGGUUGGACCACUUUACGGUGAUUCACAAGUGGCUUAUCUGUACGUGAUACGAAAAUUCGGGUUCACAGAAGUGGAAUAUAGCGUUUAUGGUACUAUAAACAUUGUACUCGGCAUCUUUGGAACCUUAUUCUGCGUAUACAUUCUUAGUCAAAGACUGAACGUGCAGGACAGUGCCAUUGGAGCCCUCGCGGCAACUAGCCGAAUAGCCAGCUGUUUCAUGUUUGCAUUUGCGCCGACAAGACCGUGGUACUAUUCGGCGCCUAUCCUGAACAUCUUCAGCCAUACAGGCCUGACUGCCAUCAGGUCAAUAGCUACAAAAAGUGUUCCCACUGAAGAAGUUGCAAAACUGAAUGCAUUAAUAGGAGUGACGGAAGCUAUAGCCCCGUCAAUAUAUAUGCCAUCAACUAGUUACAUCUACGUGCAGACCAUCUCAUCUUUCCCUGGUGCCUUCUACAUGUUCGAUGCCGUCUUAACUGUUGUUGCUUUAGGACUAUUUCUGGCCAUUUACCUACUGGUAAGGAGAAGAAUGAGGGUGACCGUCACGGAUCCACAAAAGAAAGAAGAAUUUGCAAGAACCAAUGAAGUUUCACGGUUUUAGUUACCGCCAUUCUAAUGAUAAUUUAGGUAGUAAAACAAAAUGAUCUGAAUA